This is a messenger RNA of Bolinopsis microptera, 3909 nucleotides long. Its product is annotated as apolipoprotein(a)-like. Gene Ontology annotation, molecular function: signaling receptor binding; endopeptidase activity; carbohydrate binding. NCBI's taxonomy places the organism in Eukaryota, Metazoa, Ctenophora, Tentaculata, Lobata, Bolinopsidae. Bases 50 to 3481 code for a protein of 1143 amino acids. The record is from RefSeq and is a predicted model, not a curated record. The transcript has 31 exons.
GCAGUUUGUUGAGAGGAGAAUUUGUUUUGUUGCUUGAUUCUGAUUUAGGAUGUUUCUGAGGGUUUUUGUUGUUUUAUCCGUGGUUCUAGUUCUGGCUUCUGCUCAAGAAGUAGAAGAUGAAUCACCGAGGAACUGUUAUGAUAUAAUAGACGCAGAUAAAGGGAAGAUAAGAUACAGUGGAACUGUGUCUGAAACAAAGACUGGUCGUACUUGCCAGAGGUGGGACAGCCAGGAACCACAUAGCCACAAGAAAUCUCCUGAAAACUUCCCCAAUAAAGAUUUAUCAGACAACUACUGUAGAGAUCCUGAUAACUACGGUUACCCCUGGUGCUUCACCACGGAUCCCAGCAAGAAAAGAGAGAGAUGUAACAUAUCCGACUGUAGGGAACUGGCGGCUCUACAGGCUGAGGAGAUUCCUACAGAUUGUUUCAAGACAAAGCAGAAAAGUGGUACUAACACAUUUGACGUGCUCUAUGGAGGAACUGUAGCGGAGACAGCUAGAGGUAUCUCCUGUCAGAAGUGGAGUGAGCAGACACCUAACGAGCAUGAUAGAACCCCCGACCUCUUCCCUAAUACAGGUCUAGGGGACCACAACUAUUGCAGAGACCCGGACGGUACAGGCUACCCCUGGUGCUACACCACGGAACCUGGUGUUAGGUGGGAGGGGUGCUCCGUUCCUGACUGUGAUGAUCCCGACCGAAACAAGUGUACGGAUCUAGAGACGCUGGACAAGUACGAUUUAGGAGAACGCUGGACAAAAGAGGACCCCUGUACUUACUGCGAGUGCUUCUCUGACCGUCUUGUGGACUGUUUCACGAUUGAGUGUGAUAUUAUGGAGUGUCCUGCUGGAGUAACUUAUCUUCCCGAUCAGUGCUGUCCUGUUUGUGCUGAGCCGUGUAUGGACGUGAGGAACGGUUAUGUGUACAGUGUUAAUGACACCUGGACACCCAAUGCUUGCGAGAGCUGCACCUGCGUGGAAAUGGAUGGAGUUAAAAGAGAAAUGUGUGCAGUGACGGACUGUGCCCCGCUACCUGAAGGGUGUGAGCCUUCCUACACUGAGGGGACCUGCUGCCCGAGCUGCAGUGAAGAGUGCAGAGAUGAUGAAUCUCUGGAGUAUUACAAUGUGGGAGAUAAGUGGAACCCUAACCCUUGUACUAUGUGCGAGUGUCUGGAAGAGAACAGUCAGAAGCGAGAACUGUGUGCUCAAUACUACUGUGAACUGCCUACCCACUGUUACAAUGUUACCUACUCUGAGGACCAGUGCUGCCCCUUCUGCGGAGAGUCACCAUAUAACGAGUGUUUCGACAUGACAGCGAACAACACUAUUCUAUAUGACGGAGAAUUAGCCGUUACAAAGUCCGGGAACGAGUGUCAGUUCUGGACAUCUCAGCUCCCCAAUAUCCACACCCGGACUCCGGAAAACUUUCCUGACGCGUUGCUAGGAUUCCACAACUUCUGUAGAGAUCCCGACAAUUCAGGUUACCUGUGGUGUUAUGUUAAUAACGAGGAUACCAGAUGGGAAAAGUGUGAUGUGCCCUCUUGUAGACUACUAGUUAACUCCGAUAACUGGGUGAUGGAAGACGCGGUGAUGAAAUCAGCAGUUAUUUGUCAAGACACUAUCGGUAGAGUAGAGUGCGACAGUGAUAAGCGGAUAGUAGUGCUGGAAGCGAACUACGGCGCUACUGGGACCCAGGGUUGCUUCGAGUACUCCAACUCCAGCUUCUGUAACUCUACAGUUCAGACAUCAGAAUCAACAAAAGAGAAGUGUGAUGGUAAAAGUUACUGUGACUUAUCUGUCUCAGUUGACAACUACGAAUCUUCAUGUGACACCGAGGAGAAAUAUUUGAACAUUAGCUACUACUGUAAACCUGAUAUUCCAUGCUACAAGAAAGCAAACGGGUUCGCUCUCUACAACGGCUCUCGGUCAGAGACAAAGUCAGGGAGAGAGUGUAUGAGGUGGAACCAACAGAGACCACAUGGUCACGACUUUACUCCUGAUGUAUCAGAGUAUGCCGAGAGAGGAGUUGGAGAACACAACUACUGUAGAGACCCGGACAGGGAAGGGAAGCCCUGGUGCUAUACCAUGGAUCCGGAGAGGAGGUGGGAGUUUUGUGGUGUCCCAGAGUGUGAAGGGUUUACUGAAGAACGCCCCAUGGUAAUGGCAAGUAAAGCUUCAAACAUUAUCAGACUUAUAGGGGACGCUAAGAACAUUGACUGCCAGUAUGUUAAAGAUGGAGACGACAGAGUUACUUAUAUUGGUCAGACUAACGUAACAGCAAGUGGUAGAACCUGUCAGAGAUGGAGUGAGACCACACCACACUUCCACACUAAGAUGCCUGAAAGGUAUCCGGAUGCAGGUCUCGGAGAGCACAACUUCUGUAGGGACCCUGACGGUAACGGCAAACUCUGGUGCUACACUAUGGACCCUCAGAAACGGUUCGAGUACUGCGAGAUUCCCAAAUGUACAGAAGAGGAAGUGGAACAGAUGGGACUCUGUACAGAUGUAGACUGCGGAGUGGGGGGAGACUGCUACAUUAACAAAGAAGGAGAAACAUCUUGCUUGUGUAAAUCAGGCUUCGUAGGGAUUAAUAACACUUGUAUUGACAUCAAUGAGUGCAAACGCGACCAAUAUGUCUGCAAAGGUGAAGAAUCAAAGUGUGUGAACACACCAGGUUCCUACAAAUGCACGUGCCCGGGCGGGUUCUACUGGAAUAACGAGGAAUGUGUGGACUCCAGCGACAUUCCCCAGGACCCCGAGUGCAACAUUCCUGAGUUUAUAAAGAAGCCUCACAGCAGAUACGAUAUCUCUCUGGGGGAGGACGUUAUUAUAGAGUGUGAGGGGGACAGUGGGGACCUGGUCUACUGGACUAAGGGAUUAGACGGCCUCAUGAUGAAUGGUACCCGAAAGAAGAAAUCUUCGCCUCUGACCUUCAACGGCAUCAGAAAGAAAGACAUUGACGAAUACACUUGUGUGGUAGAAAACGAGUGUACUGGACUUACUAAAGUUGGGGAGGUGGACAUUCACGCAAAACUGGCACCCUGUGUCGAAAAAGGGCUUCAAAAGUACGGCAUGGUUUGGGACGCUAAAGACUUUGAUUCUGCCUACCAGUUCUGCAAUUCGUACGGUUUGGAUUUCGCAGUUCCACGCUCCAAGUCAGACAGCAGGACAUUCAUUCAGGACGCUUGGAGAUCGUACCACCUGAACCCUAAUGGCAAAAAGUUCCGAGACACCCCCUGGAUCUGGGUGGCGGCUAACGACAGGCUAGAGGAAAAUGAAUUCACUGACGUGGAAGGAAGGCCUCUAAUUGCUCCAAAGUGGUGGCCAAUGAACCCUGACAACUGGAAAGGCAUGGAUCCCAGAGGUCAAGAUGAAAUCGCUUUCCAUCUCUUUUCGGGUUAUUGGGAUGACAGUUACGGAUUUAUCCCAAGACCAUUUGCUUGCGAGUGCAACUUUGAAAAAGACGAUUCGGAGAAUGCUUAAGCAAAAUUUUUGUUCACGAAUGACGAAUUUUCAAGAAAGGCUAAAAGUAAAAACAGUUAAUUCUUCAUAGAUCUCGACAUCGUCUUUGAUCUUUUACGAUAAAGAAGGGAUAACUAUAAGUGACCAAAUGAUAAAUUUUAUGAACAUUGGUACGGUUUAUCAUUCUUGUUCAUCGUAGAAAAUUGUAUUUUACUUUUAGUGGUAAAUAGUCGUGGUUAAGAAAUAACUUUAGUAUAAAUAUAAUAGUUUUUGCGCAAGUCGCUGAGAGAUUUGUAGUAUGGUUUGGGGUAUUUAUUUUCUGCAAGUCUGUCACAUUACACAUUAAUUGAUAUCAAAUAUGUUGUAUGUUACGUAAUCAAACAUUCUCUCUGUAAAUAAAUGAAAAAUUCUGAUCUUUCCCAUAAAAUUCGAAAAUUUUACACCUCAUU